Sphenostylis stenocarpa is the source of this 1341-nucleotide messenger RNA. NCBI's taxonomy places the organism in Eukaryota, Viridiplantae, Streptophyta, Magnoliopsida, Fabales, Fabaceae. The record is from the annotation of a GenBank genome assembly.
AUGACCGAUCGGUUCUUUCCAAACGAGAUGCCUCUCUUCGUGGCAGAGACAACAGACCAAAGUCCAUUGACAGACUCUCUUAAUGCCCUUCUUUCUCUCUCUUACCAAUCCCUCUCUGCAAAGUUCCAAGUUUCUGCAUUUCACUUGAAGCAAUCGGUGGUGAGGGAGACAUGGGGUUCACGUGGGAAGCGUGUGAAGGACUAUACCCUUUACACGGGGGCUCUUGGAACAGCAUACCUGCUUUUCAAGGCCUACCAAGUAACCAAGGAUGGGAAUGAUCUUAACUUGUGCUCAGAGAUUAUUGAGGCUUGUCAUUCUGCUUCAGCAGAUUCUAGGUACACUAGACAUGAAUUGGUUCAUUUGGAUUUCCAUGCGGUCUUGGAAACUGGAGUUUUGUGUCUCAAUUCGAAACAACACACUCUCAAUUUUGCGAAGUCUUGUUCUGUCAGCUAUGGAAUCCGUGUGACAUUUCUCUGUGGGCGUGCUGGUGUUUGUGCUCUUGGUGCUGUUGUAGCUAAGCAUACUGGUGAUGAAAGACUACUUGACUAUUACUUGAGACAAUUCAAAGAGAUUGUAAUACCUCGUGAUUCUCCUUAUGAGCUAUUGUAUGGUAGAACAGGUUACUUAUGGGCUUGCUCAUUCUUAAACAAGCAUAUUGGUAACAACACAAUACCUACUACCCACAUGAGAUCAGUAGUGGAUGAAGUUAUCACGGCUGGCAGACAAUUAGGUCACAAGGGAAGAUGUCCUCUAAUGUAUGAAUGGCAUGGGAAGAAAUACUGGGGUGCUGCACAUGGACUGGCAGGAAUUAUGCAUGUUUUGAUGGACACGGAACUCAAGCCAGAUGAGGUGGAAGAUGUCAAGGGUACCAUACAUUACAUGAUUAAGAAUCGUUUCCCUAGUGGCAAUUAUCCCUCCAGUGAAGGAAGUGAAAAUGACCGUCUUGUGCAUUGGUGUCAUGGUGCUCCCGGAGUCACUCUUACCCUUGUAAAGGCAGCUGAGGUUUUUGGAGACAUGGAAUUUCUUGAAGCAGCUGUAGAGGCGGGGGAAGUAGUAUGGAAAAGGGGUCUGCUUAAGCGAGUUGGGAUCUGUCAUGGCAUCAGUGGGAACACCUAUGUAUUUCUUUCUCUUUACAGAUUGACAGGAAAUGAGGAGUACUUGUACAGGGCCAAAGCAUUUACUUGUUUCCUACUUGAUAGAGCACAAAAACUAAUCUCAGAAGGAAAGAUGCAUGGAGGAGAUCGCCCCUAUUCCUUAUUUGAAGGUCUUGCAGGAAUGGCAUAUACUUGUCUAGACAUGGUUGAUCCACAAAUGGGUAAGUUCCCAGGCUAUGAACUUUGA